AUGAUUAUUAUUUUAACCUGUUUAGCACUAAUUUUUAUAUGUGCUAAGGUUAAAAAAAAGUCUAACAAAAUUGAGGUUGUUGAAGAACCAAAAAUUGGCAAUGGUACCUAUGAGGUUUCGCCAACGUGGUGGGAAACAAAAAAUUCUGCACAAGGAAGAGUUGCACUGAACAGCGAUUUUACAACUCAACGUGCUCCAUUAACACUAUGCCAAAGUGUAAACACCAGUCCUACGGGAUCGGUUGUAUCGUCAUCAGUUAGAUCAGAAUCAUCGUCAAAUGGAAGAACCAGAAGUACAGCACAGUUCAGUGACCAAUCUCGGACAUUUUCUGAGCAACCACAAUCGCCAAAACAGACUCCACAAAGUUAUUCAGAAUGGCGAAACAGAAUUAUGAAAAAUCGACGAGACGAUUUAGACCGAACGUCAUCAAUUCGCGAUAAUGUUGGUGAUAUGAUUGGUGGUCAGUUAGCUGAGGUUCGAUCAAUAACCGAAAUUUAUCGGUCGGCUGAAAUGAGAACUGCUAUUGGCGAUGAUAUCAGAAAAUCUGUUGACGACGAACGCUUAAACGAUUCGUAUGCAAAAACAUCGUGCAACUAUCAAAACGUAAACAGAUUAGCCAGGUGUGUGGAAAAGAUACGCGGUUUUGGUCCACGUAAACUGACUGAACAAGAACUAGGGCGAUGGAGGCAAUUGAUAACCAAAGAUGUACAUUUGCAGAAUGCAAUUGUUGCAGCAAAAACUUAUCAACAACUUGAAGCUGUUGUCAACGAACAACAGUACAGAAAUUUAUUUACUAAAGAAAAAUGGGCAAACAUUUUACGGUGUAUUGCAGAAUCAGAAUUGGAUUCUGGUGGACUGAUAUGUGGCCGAAAUACGUUGACAACAUCUGAUAAUCAACAAAUCAACUACUGUGAGAGUGAAAAUAUUGCUGGUCUUGAGCUGUUGCUGAGCACCGGAGGGACUGGGAAACUUUAUGAGGUGAUAGGAUAG
Messenger RNA from Enterobius vermicularis (human pinworm), 990 nucleotides. NCBI's taxonomy places the organism in Eukaryota, Metazoa, Nematoda, Chromadorea, Rhabditida, Oxyuridae. The record is from the annotation of a GenBank genome assembly.